This is a messenger RNA of Morus notabilis, 2089 nucleotides long. Its product is annotated as FACT complex subunit SSRP1. The coding region runs from base 60 to 1997 and encodes 645 amino acids. NCBI's taxonomy places the organism in Eukaryota, Viridiplantae, Streptophyta, Magnoliopsida, Rosales, Moraceae. The record is from RefSeq and is a predicted model, not a curated record. Gene Ontology annotation, cellular component: FACT complex; nucleus. Gene Ontology annotation, molecular function: DNA binding; nucleosome binding; histone binding. The transcript is spliced from 16 exons.
UUCUCUCUUCUCUGUCGCAGUGUUUGCAGAGAUUUCUUCUGGUUUCGAUUCUCUGAGCCAUGACAGACGGCCAUCUCUUCAACAACAUCUCUAUCGGAGGCCGCGGAGGCACUAAUCCUGGGCAGCUUAAAAUAUUUUCUGGAGGGAUUUUGUGGAAGAAACAAGGAGGUGGUAAAGCAAUUGAAGUUGAUAAGGCUGACAUCGUGGGGGUAACAUGGAUGAAGGUCCCGAGAACAAAUCAACUUGGGGUUCGGAUCAAAGAUGGUUUGUACUACAAGUUUACUGGGUUUCGUGACCAGGAUGUCUCUAGUUUGUCCACCUAUUUCCAAAAUACUUGUGGGAUUACUCCAGAGGAGAAGCAACUCUCUGUAAGCGGCCGUAACUGGGGAGAAGUUGAUUUAAAUGGGAAUAUGCUUACAUUUUUGGCUGGUUCCAAGCAAGCAUUUGAGGUAUCUUUGGCAGAUGUAUCGCAAACACAACUUCAGGGAAAAAAUGAUGUCAUCUUGGAGUUUCAUGUGGAUGAUACAACUGGAGCCAACGAGAAAGAUUCGUUGAUGGAGAUAAGUUUUCACAUUCCCAACUCCAACACUCAAUUUGUUGGUGAUGAAAGCCGUCCUCCUGCCCAGGUUUUUCGUGACAAAAUUAUGUCGAUGGCAGAUGUUGGUGCCGGAGGUGAAGAAGCUGUUGUUACUUUUGAGGGUAUUGCUAUCCUUACGCCAAGGGGGCGCUACAGUGUGGAACUUCAUCUUUCAUUCUUGAGGCUACAAGGACAGGCUAAUGAUUUCAAAAUUCAGUACAGUAGUGUUGUUCGCCUGUUUUUACUUCCCAAGUAUAACCAGCCACAUACCUUUGUUGUUGUUACUCUAGAUCCUCCUAUCCGUAAAGGCCAAACUUUGUAUCCACAUGUUGUAUUGCAGUUUGAAACUGACUACAUAAUCCAGAGCGAUCUGUCAAUAAGUGAAGAUCUGUUGAGCACCAAAUAUAAGGACAAGUUAGAACCAUCUUAUAAGGGACUUAUUCAUGAGGUGUUCACCACAAUAUUGCGUGGUUUAUCCAGUGCUAAAGUUACUAAACCAGGAAAAUUCCGUAGUUGUCAGGAUGGAUAUGCAGUGAAAUCAUCACUGAAAGCUGAAGAUGGGGUCCUGUAUCCCCUUGAAAAGAGCUUCUUUUUUCUGCCUAAACCUCCCACCCUUAUUCUUCAUGAGGAGAUUGACUAUGUGGAAUUUCAGAGGCAUGCUGCUGGUGGCUCAAAUAUGCAUUACUUUGAUCUUCUUAUCAGACUUAAAACUGAGCAAGAGCAUCUUUUCCGAAAUAUUCAGAGGAACGAGUACCAUAAUCUUUUUGACUUCAUCAGUGGAAAAGGUUUGAAAAUUAUGAAUUUGGGAGAUCUCAAGACUACAGAGGGCGUUGCAUCUGUUCUUCAAGAUGAGGAUGAUGAUGCCGUUGAUCCGCAUCUUGUUCGUGUUAAGAAUGAAGCUGGUGGAGAUGAGAGUGACGAAGAGGAUGAAGAUUUUGUUGUCGACAAGGACGAUGAAGGUUCCCCGACUGAUGAUUCUGGGGAGGAAGAAUCCGAUGCCAGUGAAAGUGGAGAAGAAAAAGAGAAGCCUGCCAAAAAGGAUUCCAAAAAAGAACCAACCGCUUCCAAGGCAUCUUCUUCCAAGAAGAAAUCUAAAGAUGGAGAUGAAGAUGGUGGUUCAAAGAAGAAAAAACAGAAAAAGAAAAAGGAUCCCAACGCCCCAAAAAGAGCUAUGUCUGGUUUCAUGUUCUUCUCACAAAUGGAUAGGGAGAAUGUGAAGAAGAGUAAUCCUGGAAUUUCAUUCACAGAAGUGGGAAGAGUCCUCGGAGAUAAAUGGAAAAAGAUGUCAGUGGAGGAGAAAGAGCCCUAUGAAGCUAAGGCUCAACAAGAUAAAAAACGCUACAAGGAGGAAAUUAGUGGUUACAAGAAACCCACAACCAAUCAGAGUAUGGACUCGGGGAAUGAAUCGGAUAGCGAAUAGAAUCAUAGCAGAAAGGAAAUUCCUCGAGCUUUUUGUUCAAGUGUCAUCUCUCACCGUCUCUCAUCUCUAGGGUUUUCUUUUUUGGGGUUAGA